AUGGCUGCCAUGUUCCGGCCCCGUCAUAGCUCCAGACGGACAAGAGGACGUCAUGAUAGUGGAGAUACGGAUGUCCCGUUGGAUCUCGGCCGAGCUCCUGAGGAGAAUGUACGUGAUAUAUUAGUCAAUAUAGUUAAGACGUCUGGUAGUUCAAGAGGGAGAAAGCUUGGCCAUCUCAAUAAUUUUGUUAAAAUUUUAAAAAAUGUUUCUUCAGAAACAGAUUUGGGAAUUAAGUUACCUGAACUUAUAUGUUGUUUGAGACUUUCUCUUCUACAUGAGGCGAAAGAAGUACGGGCUGGUGGAUUGCGAGCGCUACGAUAUUUGAUAACAAAUGUAGAAACGCUACAAGUGUUAUUGAAAUAUCACAUUGAUAUUCUUGUUGCAAGAUGCAUUGACAUAAACCAGAAUAAUGAAGUGGAACGGGCACAAGCGCUUCGGUUUAUGAGAAAGAUUAUUACAGUGUGCCCAGAAUUGUUUCCCAGAUCUCUUGCCAAUACAAUAGUUGCCAUUGGUAACGAUGGUGGACAUGAGAGGGACAGGUUACUGAGAUCCUCUGUAGCCACAAUAUGUGAAUUAGCUUUAAAAAAUAUAGAAAUUAUUUCAGAGUGUGGUGGAAUUAAUACAAUACUACACAACAUAUUAGACAGUCAGUUAUCUCGGGUGAAUGAAUCGUUGGUAUUUACAAUAUUAUAUUUAUUAAAUCAACCACAAACAAGAAAAUAUAUCAAAUCAGAUGUCGACUUAGAGAAAAUUUUAGCUCCUUACACAGAUAUUCACUAUCAUCAUACUUUCCAAAUUCCGGAUGCCCAUAUAAGUGAUGAUAGACAUGCACGCUGUUUAGCAAGUCGUAUGGCGAUAGUAACGAUGUUUAGAUCAUGGCCAGGAAUGAUACGUCUUUGUAGACCUGAUGCCAGUGGUUUGUGUUCAUUUCUUGGUGUUUUAUCAGUUCCUAAUGAGGAUUUGAGGAAAGGUGUCAUGGACGUCCUUUAUGAAAUAUUUAGUCUUCCAAUUCCUGAAUGGACGGAUAAUUUUAAUAUAGCCUUACUGAGUUCAGAUCCUUCUCAAGAGCAUGUAUCAUGGAAGUUGUCAGCUGGGUUUGUGGUCGAGGAAGCAAAGCGGGUGUUGCCACAUCGGGCAAUGACGCGAAGUAAUCUAGUGGAGAAUCACAUAGCAUUGAUAUUACAAGCUUUCAUCGGUGCUGGAUUAUUAGAGAGUCUAGUAGAAGUCAUCACAACAGGAGAGCAGCACUUAUCAAUAAGAGCAACAAUAUUAUUAGGAGAGUUAUUACACAUGGCGAAUACACUAUUACCAUAUGAAUGUGGUCACCAUUCUCAUUGUUUACCAACUCUGAUGACAAUAGCAGCUUCAUUUGACGUCCCACCUAUAGAACGAGUUCGAGCCAGUAUAGCUGUCAAUCGAUUAAACCGAUUCCAUGAAAUGAAGAAGAGGGGUCCAGUGCCGUCAAGUUUAUUUUUAGAUCAGAUCAUGAAAUAUACAAGGGAGCAUAAAAUUGACACGCAAUUAACUGAAAGACUCAGUCAUGAAAAACUAAUUAAAGCUAUUUACAAGGACUAUGAUGAUCCAGUUGGGCAGGCAAUUAGAGACUCUAUGGUGAUUUCAACUUCACAACAUCAGGCUUGGAACUGGAAUAUUAUUACAGCUUUACUCAAGUGGCCAAGUACCUCACUAAGAAGACUAGAUGAUACUGUGAAUCUCAGAUUUAUCAGGAGAUUAAUCCAAUUCUUCAAACCCAGCAGUUGUCUGUAUGACAACAUUGAGUUGUCUGUGUUGGAUUCUGACAAGUACUCAGUGGCUGGUAUACAACUCGUAGAUUUCCUACUGACAUGUGAAGAGGAAGGAGAGAAAAUCUUGAGUGAGCUGAUGCAAGAGAUAGUAGAUUGUUUAGCCGACACAUUGAAGAGGACACCACAAUCAGCAGACGCCAUUUUUGGCUCUCACAAAGUUACACAUAAUCUGAGUCAACAUUAUUUUUUAUUUAUUGGUAAAUUAACUACUACUUUAUCAGGAGAAAAGAUUUUGGAGAAGACUGGAUUAUUUCAACAUUUACUUGAUCUCUGUUCGUCGCAGUCUCAUGAAUACCUCAUCAAAUUAGUUAUCACCAGUUUAGACUAUACUAGGGACAGUCUGUCAAGAAUCAUACUAUCCAAAGUGCUGUCAUCAGCACCAGAGAAUGUAAGACAGUAUGCCACCAGUCAUCUUAGAGUGUUACUACGAGCCCAGGCUCCCUUCUUCACUAACUGGGGAAUGGAAUUGCUUGUGACACAACUGUAUGAUAAGAACCGUGCCAUUGCUAUAGAAGCCAUUGACAUCUUAGAUGAGGCCUGUGAGGUGGAGGCUAAUUUACAUGCUUUAGUUCAGAUGCGACCGUCGUUACUUCAUAUGGGGGACAAAGGAGUUUUGCUUCUUAUAAGGUUCCUCUCCAUUCCAAAGGGUUUUAAGUGCCUUUCUGAUGUAAACUUUGUCACUCAUGAACUUGAGAAGUGGAAGAAGACAUUCAACAAAAAGUAUGUAAUUAUAGUCGAAGCUGAGCUCAACGAAUCAUUUACAUCAUAUCAGAGACCACCGAGUGAUGGUCAGGUGAUGAGGCGUUCAUCAGAACCCAAACAGAGGCAACGGGAUGUCUUUGUACCUGUACAUUUGUAUGGUCAAUUGGUGCAACACAAAGCAGGUUCUGAUCUAUUGGACAAGCAGGAUGCUGUACCUGAAUUAAGUCGAUCUGUGAGGUACCCUGAGCUAGAUCAAGAAGGCAUCUUGAAUCUCAAGGCAGCUAUAUGGGGAUUGGGUCAUAUAGGAAGUUCCAUUUGGGGACUUAAGCUACUGUUGCAAGAAGAGAUAAUAGCUGAUAUUAUCAGAUUAGCAGAAGAAUGUGAAAUAUACUCAAUCAGAGGGACAUGUUUCUAUGUGCUUGGUAUGAUAGCCAAGACAAAGAAUGGAGCCGAUCUGUUACGAUCUUUGGGAUGGGAAAGUGUCCGGCAUAGUCGUAAAGAUAUCUGGCCAGUUGUGGAAGAAGACGAUGAUUUAUUGGAUAAAGGAGGAAGUUUCCUCCCUGAUUAUCCUUCUAUGUCUAGUAUCCAUAGCAACAUUGAAAGCCCUCAUUACUCGGAUGCUGUGCCUUUUUUGGGGAGUGGUGAUAGGACUUCAGAUGGCAGUCCUAGUAGUACAUUCUUUCUUGACAUCAAUGAACAUGGGGAGCAUCACUUAGUGAAAGGAGCAGAUAAAUCUCCAGGUGGGAGUACUACAUCACCAAUAAGGGAUAAAUUAGGUUUCCCGUUCUAUCAAGUUGAUGUAGAUAACCGUAAUAGAAGCACAAAUAAUGCUGCGUUACGAAAGUACAUAGCCAUGUCAAAGGAACGUGAUAUCCCGCGAGAUUCAGAACUAUCUAAAUCUGCAGGGAAAUUGAAACGCAAUGUAACAUCUCCGAUUCUUCGAAGUACUAGUAUGCAUGGAAGCCCGACUCGGGAAGUCAAAUUGCGCAGCAAUAGUGACAGUAGGACUCAAAUGGUAUCAGAGGAAAUGUCUGGAAAAUUGCGUAGUAGUAGUAGUGUUGACUUCAAGUGCAAUACUCUGCCUAAACAGCGAAGUCAAAGCUUCAAAUAUCGUAGCAAUAGCAACGAAAGCAGUGGACGAGGCAGCACCGAUACGAAGAGUCGUAGUGAAAGUUUCACUGAGACAGUGACGAGUGGCAUUAGUUCGUUAAACUCUAUUCAGUCAAACCCAUCAUUUGAACUAACAACCGAAAGCAACUCUAGUGUUAGUACAAUAAGUAGUUUGCAAACUUUUAAAACUGUUCAUUCCUCAGACUUUGCAAGGAAGCAGGUGAACUUGAAACGAACGCCCAGUUUUACGAGACGUUUUUCAAGCCCCAUUACAAGUUUGAGUCCCCCUGGUGGGAAAUCAUUCACUCUCCCACCAGGCGUUCACCUUAAUACUAAUAAAAGUACCAUUGUUGAAGCUAACGCAGUGUAUACAACAACGCGGGAUGCGCAAGGAUAUGCGGCUCUUAAGAAUUUGAAAAAAAUUCGAGCUGAGUCAAUGAGUGAUAAUGUUGACGUCAUAUCCUGGUCUGGUUUUCCUCUGUGCAGUCCACCGAAAGCGGGAUUUGGUAGAAGCAAUACAUACACCGGAAGAUUAGCUUCAUUGGGGGAAGGUAGCACAACAUCUUUGGAAAGCGUAGACAGUACUAAGAAGUCCCGGUCAUUGACUCAGAAACCUCACUCAACCAGUGGUGGUGGGGGUGAUUAUGUAGGGUUAUGUCUACCAGUAGAUGUCAAUAUGAUAUUUCAGGUUGAUGAUCCACCAAGCAAAAUCACUUCAUCAGGAAUCCAUCGACAUGGAGGACCACUCUCUGUAUUAUCCCCUGUAUCAGAAAAAUGCCUGACAUCUGUUGAUGCUCAAGUUUCCACAACUACAUCAAUGGCACCACAAUUUAGUCUCACACAAGCAGCAGAAACUUUACGUCAACAGGUCAGAGAGCGAAAAAUCUCACGGAUGGAAAGCGGUUUUGAAGCUCAUGCCAUUGACAAAUGCUUACUGUGUACAAAGGUCAGGAUCAAGAGCUUUGCCGUGACGAUAGAAGAAUACACAGCAGAUAUUGGACGUCUGCGAGCAUUAAGUGAGGCUGAUGAUAGCGUUUUACCAUCUUCAGCAGAACAUUAUGCAGAACCUAGCUCAGGAACGACACCACAGUCCUCGUUAGUCAAAUCGUUGUCUCUCACGAAAUCACCUUGCAGUAGCGACAUGACCCCGUCUAGUGCAAGUAGUGAUGAUUCAACACCAGCGUUCAAGAAGCUGACAGAAGACAGUCCACUCGGAAGAUCUUUAAUAAAGAAGGAGAUUGUGAGACUAGUUGUUAAUCUGAGUAGUUCAGUGGCAAUGAAAGCCCAGGAGCAAGGACUUCUCAGUUUGAAGGAGCGUUUUCCAAAUGCCUUUCAGGAUGUAUGUUUGUAUUCAGACAUUGCUGAUAUACUGGGCAACUACUCGUUUAGACUAGGUGCUCGGAGAUUCGUACAAGAACUUUUUCAAGAUAUGGUAUUUAGUGAGAUGUAUGCUGACGCCAGAGCAAUAUUGCAAAUAACGGAAGCUGAGAUGGCCAAAAUGGAAAAUGAAACAAUUCUUUGA
This is a messenger RNA of Saccoglossus kowalevskii, 5139 nucleotides long. Its product is annotated as rapamycin-insensitive companion of mTOR-like. Gene Ontology annotation, biological process: positive regulation of phosphatidylinositol 3-kinase/protein kinase B signal transduction; TORC2 signaling. Gene Ontology annotation, cellular component: TORC2 complex. Gene Ontology annotation, molecular function: protein serine/threonine kinase activator activity. NCBI's taxonomy places the organism in Eukaryota, Metazoa, Hemichordata, Enteropneusta, Harrimaniidae. The record is from RefSeq and is a predicted model, not a curated record.